Molecule: messenger RNA, 1721 nt
Organism: Striga hermonthica
Lineage: Eukaryota; Viridiplantae; Streptophyta; Magnoliopsida; Lamiales; Orobanchaceae
Source: the annotation of a GenBank genome assembly
AUGAGGAAUAAAACAGACGAGUUGAGAGAAAACCGGAAACCAAAAAAUGGUCCCAAGAAGAGGAACUCCUCCUGCCAUAUAACCAUCGCAACCGAUCCCGAUUUCAAUCAAACACUUGCAGAUUUAAAGCGUCGGAAAGUUAAAUCAUCAAAAACUACUUCUUCAUCAUCUGGUGCUCCUGACGAUUCUCCAACAUCGAGAAAAACAAAAAAGUUCAUCGGCCGAUUCUUUUACGAGAAUGGUUUUGAUAUCGACGCCGUCAGCUCGCCCGCAUUCCGGAGAAUGAUUGCCCAUUUCUCCGAAAACACAAACCGCCCUAUCGAAAUCCCGACCCGCCGGGAGCUAAAGGGAUGGAUCUUUGACGAUGCCAUGGGAGAAAUCCUCGAAUACCUCGACAGAAUUCGAAGCUCGUGGAGCGAGACAGGCUGCACGAUUCUGCUCGAUGGGUGGACCGACAAAACGGGCCGUGAGCUGGUGAAUGUUCUGGUCGAGAGCCCAAAGGGCACUGUCUACUUACACUCGUCCGAUAUUUCGGACUACAUAGAGAACAAAGACGCCAUGCUGGCGUUCCUCGAUCGGAUACUAGAGGAAGUGGGACCCGCUAAUGUUGUCCAGAUCAUGACCUACUCGAUUUCAUCCUUCAUGAAGGAGGUUGGCUGGCAGUUAAUGGAGCGGCACCGCUCGAUUUUUUGGACAGUCGACUCGUCCCGUUGCAUCGAGCUCAUGCUAGAGAAAAUCAAGUCGAUAAGCCCCAUUCGGGAGACGCUCGACCGGUUGAGAAUCGUCACGGAGUUCAUCCAUGGCAACCCGAACGCACGAAAACAACUUGGAAAAUCGACCGAGCAAUCGAGACUGAGUUCGAUGGAGCCCUUCAUGACGCUCGAGAAUCUCUGCUCGCAAGCGGAAGAGCUGAAGAGCAUGUUUCUCUCUCCCGGUUCGGAAUUUUCCUUGACAGAAAACGGGAAAAGGGUAGCCAGCUUGAUCGGAGACCGAUCUUUCUGGAGUGGGGUGAAGACCACACUUCGGGCAGCUAUGCCACUCGUGAUGGUUGUGGAGUGGAUGGAUAAGAACAAAAAGGAUCAGAUUGGUUAUAUAUACGAGACGAUUGACCAGGUGAAAGAGAGUAUCAGAAAGCAGUUGGGUGAGAAGAGAUGUGAGUACAAGCGGUUCUGGAAAGUGAUUGACGAAGUGUGGUCCGGUUUUCUGUACAGUCCUCUUCAUGCCGGGGGUUACUUCUUUAACCCGAACCUUUUCUACUCGGAAGAUGUUUAUGUCGACCCGGAAGUUGCCACGGGAUUGGUCUGUUGUGUUGUUCGAGCCGAAGAGGAUAUGCGGAUAUUGGAUCGGAUUAUUUUUCAGAUUGAAAAGUAUAGAGUCGGUGCUGGUGGGUUCCGGUUGGGGUGUGCUGAUGGUGAAUUUGAUGUGUCUCCAGUGGUACGUUAUGACCUGGAGCUACACCUUAUCCGGGUUGGUUAUUUGGACCGGUUUGCAAUCACACUGGCCGAGCACGUAAUAACCAGUCGGGCCAUCCGCGCCGCCACGGCGCUGACCGUCUCCGGGCUGAGCGGCUCGUCCCUUAAGGCACUACCAUCCCCUCCCCUGUGUAGAGUUUACCGUGUUGCUUCGAUCGUCUAUGUCAGGUGCUUUAGAGCGGGUUUUCGACGUGUUCCGCGAAGUGGUCGAGCGGAUGGCUCUGGCCGUCUUCAUGGGAUAGUGCUGAG